Molecule: messenger RNA, 2852 nt
Organism: Oncorhynchus masou masou (cherry salmon)
Lineage: Eukaryota; Metazoa; Chordata; Actinopteri; Salmoniformes; Salmonidae
Product: glucose-6-phosphate isomerase-like
Exons: 18
Coding region: 78-1739 (553 amino acids)
Biological process (GO): glycolytic process; glucose 6-phosphate metabolic process; gluconeogenesis
Cellular component (GO): cytosol
Molecular function (GO): monosaccharide binding; glucose-6-phosphate isomerase activity; carbohydrate derivative binding
Source: RefSeq, a predicted model, not a curated record
UCUCCUCUCGUGCCUUACGGUCUCACUCAACCAGGGUAGUUGAGCUGAAAGGACCGCGCCCAACACAUCUCGACACCAUGGGACUCACACACGACCCAACCUUCCAGAAACUGGAGAAAUGGUACCAUGAACAUGCUCUGCACCUCAACAUGAGGAAGAUGUUUGAGGAAGACAAGGAGAGAUUCCACAAAUUCAGCACAACGCUGAAGACAGAUCAUGGAGACAUUCUGAUUGAUUACUCUAAGAAUCUCAUCACUGAGGAUGUCAUGAAGAUGUUGGUCGAACUGGGCAAGUCAAGGGGGAUUGAGGCCGCCAGGGACAAGAUGUUCCAUGGAGACAAGAUCAACUUCACUGAGGGCCGUGCUGUGCUCCACGUGGCUCUGAGGAACCGUUCCAACCAUCCCAUCAUGGUUGACGGACAUGAUGUGAUGCCUGAAGUCAACAAAGUCCUGGAGAAGAUGAAGGGCUUCUGUCACAAAGUUCGCAGUGGCGAGUGGAAGGGCUGGACUGGAAAGUCCAUCACAGACGUUGUCAACGUCGGCAUUGGUGGAUCGGACCUGGGUCCUCUAAUGGUGACUGAGGCUCUGAAGAACUACUCCAAGGGAGGUCCCCGUGUGCAUUUUGUCUCCAACAUUGACGGCACACACAUUGCCAAAACCCUUGCUGAGCUCAAUGCUGAGACCACCCUGUUCAUCGUGGCCUCCAAGACUUUCACCACCCAAGAGACCAUCACCAACGCAGAGUCUGCCAAGGAAUGGUUCAUUGAGCACGCUAAAGAUAAAUCUGCUGUUGCCAAGCAUUUUGUGGCGCUCUCCACUGCCGGCCCUUUAGUGAAGGCCUUUGGCAUUGAUCCUGACAACAUGUUUGGCUUCUGGGAUUGGGUUGGUGGACGUUAUUCCCUGUGGUCUUGUAUUGGAUUGUCCAUUGCUCUGCACAUCGGCUAUGACAACUUUGAGAAGCUUCUAGAAGGGGCUCACUGGAUGGACAACCAUUUCAAAACAGCCCCUGUGGAGAAGAACGCUCCCAUGCUUCUGGCUCUGCUGGGUGUCUGGUACAUCAACUUCUUCCAGGCCGAGACCCACGCCAUGCUGCCUUAUGACCAGUACAUGCACCGAUUCGCUGCCUACUUCCAGCAGGGUGACAUGGAGUCCAAUGGAAAGUACAUCACUAUUCAUGGCAAACGUGUCAACUACCAUACUGGCCCCAUCGUAUGGGGAGAGCCUGGCACCAACGGACAGCACGCCUUCUACCAGCUCAUUCACCAAGGAACUCGCAUGGUCCCCGCUGACUUCCUCAUCCCUGCCCAGACACAGCACCCCAUCAGGGAAAGCAAGCACCAUAAGAUCCUGAUGGCCAACUUCCUGGCCCAGACUGAGGCUCUGAUGAAAGGAAAGACCACAGAGGAGGCUAAGAAGGAACUGGAGGCCGGCGGCCUGACAGGAGAGGCCCUGGAAACCAUUCUGCCACACAAAGUAUUCCAAGGAAACAAGCCAACCAACUCUAUUGUCUUCAAGAAGCUGAACCCAUUCACACUGGGAGCACUUAUUGCCAUGUAUGAACACAAGAUCUUUGUCCAGGGUGUUAUGUGGGAGAUCAACAGUUUUGACCAGUGGGGAGUUGAGCUGGGUAAGGCUUUGUGUAAGAAGAUCGAGCCUGAGCUGCAUGGCUCCAACGAGGUCCACUCUCACGACUCCUCCACCAACGGGCUCAUUAACUUUAUCAAGAAGAACCACGCCUAACCUGCCCACCACCGUCAUCCAUCCUCCCUGUCCUGCCACCCUGCUGAUGGGGGUGUCUGGAAUGUAGUGAUGGUAGACUCACUGCAGCAUCAGUCACCAUGCAGAGGAGUUGAAGCACUUUCUAUGUCUGUAAUCAUCUGUCUGCGUCCUGUCUGUUUGUUGUGACAUCAGACUGUAUUUUACGUACUGUUGUAUGUUUAAGCAAUAAGGCCCGAGUCGGUGUGGUAUAUGGCCAAUAUACCACGGCUAAGGGCUCUUAGGCGAUACGCAACGCGGAGUGCCUGGACACAGCUCUUAGUCGUGGUAUAUUAGCCAUAUACCACAAAUCCCUGAGGUGCCUUACUGCUAUUAUAAACUGGUUACCAACGUAAUUAUAAGGGUAAAAAUAAAUGUUUUGUCAUACCCGUGGUAUACUGUCUGAUGUAUCACGGCUGUCAGCCAAUCAGCAUUCAGGGUUUGAACCACCCAGUUUAUAGUUAUGGGUUUACCACUGUAAAGGGGAACGCUACUGUAGAGUGAGCCUGUGGAGGGGAGUGUAAACUACAUCCCAGACUGUCCCACUCCACUUAUGGGGAGUAAAGCUUUUAAUUAACAUCUUUACACCAAUCUAUUGUCUGUGUCCUUAGUUGAUUCUAGCCUGCAUUCUGUUCAGAAGUUUUCAGUUGCAGACAAUCCUAGAGGAUGCAUUUAUGUAUGAAUAAUGGAAACCACUUUCAAACCACACUCUCAAUAAAUCCAAUGUGUUUUACUCAUACAGGAAUGAAAGUGUUCCUUUCUGUCCGAACCAUCACUAGAUGGCAUUAGAGGACCCCAGAUUUGGCCCAGUAUAAACAAAACCAGCCUCAGAGCAAAUCACUGCUGUGCUUAUUCUCUGGAACACAGGGUCAGAGGUCAAUCUAUCUCCUAUAUUUUCCAUCCCCACAAAUCCCCAGACAUCACAGACUGUUAAGUAGCAUCCAUACUCAGAGAAAAACAAACAGCAGGCAGAAAUACAUCUGGAAAACAUCAUGUGAUAUGCAGGCCCCUCAAUGUGAGACAGUUUAAUCAUCAUUAAGCUCUAUGAUAUGUGACUAAAACUCCAUUAAACAAAAUGCUCUGUGAAUUUCAAACAAA